AUGCCUAAUGUCGAAGGUAAACUUAAGAUCCCACCAAAUCUUCGUGAUGUGUCGCCGAAUCUAGUGCUUCGUUGUCAAAUGAUAUGGAACCGUUUGCAACGAAUUCGUUGCGACACGGACGAUUUGAUUGACGAUUUGCGUGGUUACCACUGUAAACCGCUGAUGACCUAUAAGAGAAUCAUGGAAUUUGGGGAAUUAAUAACGAAAUAUGUUGGGGUUUUACUCAAGGCGCUGGCCCAAUGGACAAUCGCCGUCCGACGCGGAGAAAUCACGGAAGAAGAUGUAAUGGCUAAGAAGAUAAAAGCCGUGGAAACCCAAUCGCCGUUCCUUCCCAACAAGCUGAAGUGUUGGCUCAACCGUCAGAAACAGCAAAUCAAGACUUUUAAAAAGUGUGAUCAAUUACCCAAUGUCCGACUUGUGUCUGGAGUAAAAAAUUUAAAAAAAGAGCUGAGAAAUGGAAACAAAGGGUCUUACGCCGUGGUCAUCUCCUUGACGUUCGGGAUGUCGGACGCGUUGGUGAACGAUAUGAAGAGUUACGUUGAAAAGAAAUGUUGGACAAAAGACGACUGUUGGACGAAAAGAGACGGAAAAGCGGAAGCAAUGAUGGAAUCUAGCACUUUAACCCAUUGUCGUAAAAUGUUCGUGGCUGCUCAAGAAUUUUCAAACUGGGUGACCAACAACAAUAGUGACAACACCAACGUCCAAUACAUCAUUCUUUACGACGAACGGAUUGGUGUAGGGGAAAUAUCGCCGUCCACGAAAAUUUACGACUGCGGAACGGGAACGGCUCUGAAAUUCAACUCGACUUUCGAGUCAAAUUUCACCAUCCCUAAAGCUCCUGGUCCAGUCAUAGUCGAAAAGAACCACCGUGGCGUGAUCACGCUGAGUUGGAGAACAGAGGAAGAAGUCGAGCAGUCAAAAUUUCUAUUACAGUAUCGGAACGUCGGUGGAUCCGGAGAAAGAUGGGAUUCCAUUCAACAUCAUUCCAAGUCAAUUACAAUCAGUCAUCUGCAAUCGGAGGAGAGUUACGUGUUCCGCGUUGCCGCAGUGACACCAGGUGGAAGGAGUCCGUUCAGUCCGGUCAGCUGUGAGGUGACAAUCGAUCCGGUUUGUCCGCCACCAGCUGGAUUGCAGUGUUUGUACUUGACGGACACCACCAUCACCAUUUCCUGGUCUCAUCAAUUUUUUUCAGGAGGAGUAAAGACUGUUGCGGAAAAAGAUGAGGAUGAUUAUGAAAAGGAUGAAGAUGAUUAUGACGACGUAACUAUUUCCUCUUACUCUAUUGACUGCUGGAUGGGCGGCAGCCGUCACAAUUCUACAUUUAUACAAAGAUCCACUACGGAAACGACGAUUACACUUGAACCACUCGUCCUCGAUACAGAUUACUACGUCCAAGUUCGGGCAGUCUGCACUGAUGCCACGGGAUCCACUUUCUACAGUCCAGCUUCGCAGAUUCUAGAAGCGAAAACGCUGCGAAAUGCCGAACGGGCGGCACAUGUCGUCCGUCGUGAGAGCCAAAAAUGCCCGACCGCCAAAGACAUCGACCUAUACCAGUUACCGUUAAAGAGACAACGCGGAGUCCAAACACAAGGAGUCGGCCAUUACGUUUUUGGUGAAAGUGAAGUGCCCUGCCAAACUGGCAAGCGUCGUCAACGGACCAUCUUGGUGCUGGGCGCCACCGGUUCCGGCAAAAGUACUCUCAUCAACGCUAUGGUGAAUUAUGUGCUGGGCGUCGAGUGGGAUGACGACUUCCGCUUUAAACUGAUCAAUGAGCCGGCCGACAAGUCUCAAGCUCACAGCCAGACGGACUUGGUAACCACCUACGACUUGUACGAGAUGAAAGGAUCCCGUCUGAAUUAUUCUCUGACAGUUGUCGAUACUCCAGGAUUUGGUGACACUCGUGGACUGGAAAAAGACAAGAAAAUUAUGCAGCAAAUCCAAAAUUAUUUUCAAUGUCGUCACGGGAUUCAGCAACUGGAGGCCGUCUGUUUCGUCGUCCAGUCAUCUCUCCCUAGACUGACGGCCACCCAGCAGUACAUUUUCGACUCCAUCUUGUCUAUUUUUGGUCAAGAUAUUAAGGAUAAUAUUCGGCUGAUGGUGACGUUUUCUGACGGUGCUUUGCCGCCGGUCCUCGGUGCAGUCAAAGAGGCCGGCAUCCCGUCGCCCAUGGAUCCAUCCACUGGUCUUCCCUUACAUCACAAAUUUAAUAAUUCCAUUUUUUUUACUUCCAACAAGGGCGACCGCCAGACGAACGAAUUCAACCGGACCUACUUUGACAUGGCAGUUGGCGGUUUCGACAAAUUCUUCGACGAUUUGAGUCGGAUGGAAACCAAAUCUUUGGCACUGACCCGGGAAGUACUCUCGGAACGAAAGCGGCUUGAAGCCCUUGUCAAAUCACUCAAACAGACGAAUGAUAUCAAAUUAACACUCUUAAACGAGCUGGAACAAGUAAAAAAGAUACUGGAACAAAAUGAAGAUCAGAUGAAUGCCAACAAAGUCUUUGAAUUUGAAAGGCUUGUUCCCAAGUCGACGGACAUCAGCGGAACGGGGCAAUUCACCACCAACUGCCAAAAGUGUCGCACAACUUGCCAUUUCCCUUGUGGACAGGCUCAUGACGCAGAUAAACAUCUUUGCUCUGUCAUGGACCGAAGCGGCAAUUGUAUGAUAUGCAAAUGCCCGUGGAAUGUCCAUUUCAAUCAAAAGUACCGGUACGAGAUGGUGAAAGAGAAAGUCAAGCGUUCGUCCGACGCCAUCCGGCAACAAUAUCAAGGGGCCAAGAAUGAAGCGAUAACCAAUGAAAAAGAGCUGAAAAUCUCCCAGAAAGAAAUCGACAAAUGCAAAGUAGAGCUCAGGAAAUUGAAGCGAGAUACCAAUCCAUGCAUCCAGCGACUGAACAAAAUCGCUCUCCGGCCUCACUCUUCCUCUGUGCCCAAUUAUAUCGACUUGAUUAUUGCCGCCGAGAAACAAGAACAUCGUCCAGGAUAUCAGGAGAGAAUCACCACAUUAAAAGAUCUCCGCCAAAUGGCUGAUAUCACGGCCAAACUGUUCUACAACAAUUCGAAAUCAAAAAUUAUGCGGAUGGGACGUUAUCUUUGGAAGAAGAGCAUGUCCUUAUUGGUUGGAUAUUCCUAUAGGAUCGCCAUACCAGUUAUCAUCGCAGGCCUCUUUCUUCUCGACAAUCUUUUAAAACAAUUAUUUUAUUGCGAUUUCAUUAUAUUUCCAUUUUUUUUCCAUCUGUAUUCUCGGAACGUUAUAAAUGCGUAUGCUGGGUGGCGUUUAAUGAUUCGAAUAAAAGCUAUUAUCUACCGCGUGAGUGCUGACUGGACCAAAUUAAGUGUCAAAUUGCGAGAACCAAAAAUCCUCUUCUUACUCGCCAUUCCCGCUGCUCCGUUUAUCUUUUCAUUCACGAAAGAGAUUUCGAUUUGUUUCUUAAUUGCAGGAUCGGCAACGUUAAUCGUUAAGAAGAUAGUCAACAACGUUCUAGGUUGGAUUACGGUCCUUUUCAAAAAUAGCUUUUCAAAAACUUCAUCUACACUUGGACUCAUAAUCGUCGGUGGAUCUAUUACUUUUGCGACAUGUUUUAACGAGCAACUUUCUGUGAUUUCCCGUUACAUUAUUAGCAUCGAUAUGAUAAUCGAUUUGGUUCUCUACUUAAAAAAUCCUCCUACACAUUGGCAGAAAGUGGAUAUUUUGAAACAGAUUUUAAACAAAGUAAUGCAUAUUUCAAGCGAAGUCUACAGCAUCGCUAAGGCACUUCCUUGCGGUGUGUUGAGUCUGUUUUUUAAAGUUAAAGAGAAAAAAAAUUUGUUUUCUUAGUCAAUCCUCAAAAGAAGAAAGGAAAGAAAGAUUUUUUAAAAUUCUCUAUAUGUCUAACCAACUUUGUCGCCUUAUUGUCACCUGAAAAUAAAAAAAACUGGAUCUUAAUUGAA
Messenger RNA from Daphnia pulicaria, 3929 nucleotides. RefSeq lists its product as uncharacterized. The coding region runs from base 1 to 3816 and encodes 1271 amino acids. The transcript has 3 exons. Lineage: Eukaryota; Metazoa; Arthropoda; Branchiopoda; Diplostraca; Daphniidae. The record is from RefSeq and is a predicted model, not a curated record. Gene Ontology annotation, molecular function: protein binding; GTP binding.